AUGAACAGGGAAGGAGGAUAUGGGAACAAACCACUCAUUCUUGAUGGAACCAACUAUGAUUAUUAUAAAGCUUGUCAGGAUGGGAAGGUUACUGAUGUUUUGAAGGAUGGGGAAGAUUGGAAUGAUGAAGAUGAAAAAUCAUCAGAGGGAAACUCCAAAACAUUGAAUGCCCUAUUCAAUGGAGUGGACAAUAACAUAUUCAGACCGAUAAGGAAUUGUAAUGUUGCUAAAGAAGCUUGGGAGAUUUUGAAGACUUCUCAUGAAAGAAGCUCUAAGAAAGAUAGAAUUGAGAGCUUCUUUCUGGCUCAUGAUGCUGACUUAUGGGAUAUGGUAAUUGAUGGAUACAUGCAUCCAGUAGAUGAAAGUGGUCAGAAGAUAGAUAGAAAAAGAAUGUCUGACCAACAAAAGCGUGACUUCAGAAACCAUCAUAAGGCCAGGACAAUUCUUCUCAGUGCCAUCUCAUACUCAGAGCCAAUGGUCACUGCUCUUAAGCUGGCUAAAGAUCUCAACAAGAUAUCUUUGGAGGAACUUGUUAGCUCCCUCAGAAUCCAUGAGAUAGAGAUAGAAGAUGACGAGCCUCAGAAGAAAGAAGAAGACGAAUUGUCUCUUCUCUCCAGAAGGGUCAAUCAGCUGUGGAAGCAGAGGCAAAGAAAAUUCAGAAACUCCAGAAGAUCAGGGAAUCAGAAUGAAUCCUCCUCCGGAUAUAGAAAGUCUGAGCCCUCCUCUGGACACAGAAGGUCUGAAGCUUCUUCUGGUAUCAGCAACUCAGUCAAAUUCAAGAACCUGAAAAAGGAUCUUGCUUCUGACUCUAAAGAAACUGAUAGUCUUAGAUUAGAAAAUUCUGAGUUAAAAGAAAAGAUUUCAAAACUAGAAAAUGAUUUACAAAACUCUCAGAAAGAAAUAAUCUCAGAGGCUCCCAGUAGUACUGAUAAAAUCAUAAAAGAAUAUGAUCACAGCUUUCAGAAGUUUCUGGCUAAAAACAUAGAUAGAAGCAAGAUGGCUUCAAUGAUCUAUGGAGUUAGCAGAAAUGGCAGAAAAGGAAUAGGAUACCAACGUAAGGCUCUUCCAGCUUCUGUUUUGCAAUCUGAACUCAGUAUGGGUCGACACAUGGGGGUUAUGUGUCGAUACAUGCUAUAUUUUCCUGCCUUAAACAUUGUUUUUCUUGUCUAUACAGUUAGAUUGGCGAGUUCUGCCAUUCGUGACUCGAAGGUGGAAGAUGAUUGGACACUAGAGUGCCCAGAAAUUUGCACUCGACGAUGCGAUGAUAGGAGGAAUGGGCUUAAGGAUGCCAUUUGGAGAGGUGAUAGAAUCUUGAUGGAAUCCGUAUCUGGAGCGUAUCUGAACAGUAUCAAAAGGUUGAAUCUGAAUGAGUAUCGGGAUGGCAUCCGUAUUUGGAGCGUAUCUGAACUGUAUCUAGAAGCUGUCUUUGAAUGA
Messenger RNA from Vicia faba (fava bean), 1434 nucleotides. Lineage: Eukaryota; Viridiplantae; Streptophyta; Magnoliopsida; Fabales; Fabaceae. The record is from the annotation of a GenBank genome assembly.